AUGAUGCAACAUUCCUAUAACCCCGCAAUACCACUGUUCCAGCAAUCUGCACUGCUACCCGCAUCUAGAAGACAGUCACCAGCUAAACAGGUACACUAUGUGUCACUGGACAUACCAGUAGCUGGUGAAAUAUCUGAACUAGAGACUACCAGUGUGAAAGUUGAACCACAGAAGAGAUCGUCUACUAGAUCAAAUAUCAGCAAGCCACCUAAAAGAUAUGAUUAUGAGUUUGCAAACAUUGCAUUUAAUGUACCUCAGGACAUUCAUGAGCCAAAGUCAAAAACUACUUGGUCUCCGUUUCAUGAGCCACAAGCAAUUCCAGAUGGUCCAAAGAACAACUAUUUAAGAUCAGACACCACAGAUCCAGCAGAGGCAGCAUAUGAUUCUACAAACAAUGAUUACUUUAUUGGUGGUCUUGGAGUGGGUCCUGCCAACUAUUCAAGUUGCUCUAGUAAAGGGAUCUGUUCCACAUGGGGCAACAACCACUUCUUCACCUUUGACAAUGACCUUUACGAGUUCACUGGGUCUUGCAACUAUGUGUUUGCUACUGUCUGCGAUAGUAACACCCCUGAGUUCAAUGUCCAAGUGCAGCGGUCCAGUGGAACAUCCAUUACUAGAAUUAUAAUCCAGGUUGGACCCAUCAAUGUGGUGGUCAAAGGAAACACAGUCACAAUCAAGGGAAAGACAAUUAGUUUGCCUUAUACUACAAGUGGCAUUGAAAUUUUCAAAGCUGGAGCCAUAACAAAGCUAUUUGCUAAACAAAAAGGAUUUGAGCUAAUAGUGACAUGGAGCAGUGACAGCAAUCUUAUGGUUGAAAUUGACAGAAAAUACAUAAGUAGAACCUGUGGACUUUGCGGGAACUUUAAUGGCAUUCACAAGGAUGACUUUGUGGUGAAUGGGAAAAUGUUGACACCUUAUCAGUAUGCCAGUUUACAACAGAUUGAUGACCCUAAUGUAAUUUGCCCUCCUCAAGUGCCUGAAAUGAGAACUUUAAACAGCAAAAAAUAUAUAAGUCAAUGUUAUGAUCUUCUGGACCAAGUCUCUGCCUUGUGUUCGGUUUCCAAGAUUCCAUUUCUUAAACGCUGCCAGCAGGAUUUACAGCAAUGUUCCAUUCCUGGGGACUCCAACUGCACAUGUGCGACCCUCUCAGAGUACUCCACAAGGUGUGCCUUGUGCUCCCAGCCACUGAGCAACUGGAGGACCAAACACCUCUGUCCCUUGGACACUUGCCUGUCUAACCAGGUGUAUGAGGAAUGUGCAAGUCCGUGCAGCCCCACUUGCUCCAAUCCCCAGUAUACCUGCAACUCACACUGCGUGCAUGGAUGCUUCUGCCCGCCCGGAACUGUCCUUGAUGAUCUAUCUAAAAAUAACACCUGUGUGCCAGUCAGCGACUGCCCUUGUUUUUUUAAUGGAAAAAUCUACAGCCCUGGAGAUCAUAUUCGGACUGACUGCAGUAGCUGUCAGUGCCAAGUGGGCCAGUGGAGCUGCAAAACGACUCCAUGCCCUGGGAGAUGUUCUGUAGAAGGAGGCUCCUUUAUCACCACCUUUGACUCUAACACGUUUCGCUUUCAUGGCACCUGCAUGUAUGCUCUGGUCACGAGCCAUGAAUUUCCCGAUAGUGCAAGUGUCAUGGGAUCAUUUAAGAAGUGCGGUGUGAGUUCGACAGAAACCUGUUUCACAAGUGUCGUCUACACAUCUUCAACUGGUGUAAUAAUACUGUCCAAGGAAGAACAUAUCACAGUGGAUGGUCAACUUAAACAACUGCCUUAUGUUAUGGAUGACCUUAUUGUGACAAGACAGUCCUCCACACAUACCACCCUCUAUACAGCAUUUGGUCUGGAGAUUAUGGUACAGAGAAUUCCUGUUUUCACUGUCUACAUUAAAAUGGACAGAAGUUAUUUUGGAAACACCAAAGGUCUGUGCGGAAACUUUAACAGUGAAACUAGGGAUGACUUCCGCUCCAGCUCUGGAAUUGUAGAGGGGACAGUGACAGUGUUUGUGGACUCCUGGAGAGCAGCUGCAAACUGCAAACCAUCCCAGACUAUGGAUGUCAAUCCUUGUUCGAUGAGUAUAUCUAAUGAAAUAUUUGCACAGGCACACUGCUCUGCUCUGGUGAGCACUGGAAGCCCAUUUGAGAUAUGCCAUUCAUUUGUGGAUCCGGAUCCCUACUACAAGAGAUGUGUCUAUGAAGGUUGCAAUUACCAAGAGACUCUGAACUUUAUCUGCUCUUCAAUGGGUGCUUAUGCUCGUGCCUGUGCAGCCAAAGGGCUCAUACUGACAAACUGGAGAACAUUCACCAACUGCUCUAUUGAGUGCAGUGGUAACCAGACCUACAGUUAUGACACCAGCGCCUGUGGUCGGACCUGUCUGUCUCUCUCCAAUGUGCAGCUGGAGUGUUACCCCAAUGACAUCCCAAUUGAAGGUUGUAAUUGUCCUCUGGGCUUUUACUUGGAUGACAAACAGAAGUGCGUACCAAAGUCACAAUGUCCCUGCUACCUGAAUGAAAAUACACUCAUCAUGCCAAAUCAGCAAACACUCUUCAACGGACUCACUUGUUAUUGUGUCAGUGGAAGACUAAGCUGCAUUGGAAGAAAAGUAGAUUUUGCAGAAACUUGCAUUGCCCCAAAAGUCAUGAAAACGUGUGGAUCUCUGUCUGACAAAUAUGGAGCAGCCUGUGCACCUACAUGUCAGAUUCUGGCUACUGGCAUCCGCUGUGUACCCACAAAGUGUGAGGCUGGAUGUGUUUGCCCAGCUGGCACGUAUGAGGAUCUAGAUGGAAGCUGUGUGGCAGAAUAUGAAUGUUCCUGUGAAUAUGGAGGCACCAUCUACAGAAGUGGAGAAUCCAUGAAUAGCGAGUGCCAGAGCUGCUCCUGCAGCGGAGGCCAGUGGCAAUGUCAAGAUAAACCAAACUGUGCCUCCUCCUGUAUGUUGUAUGGGGAGAGCCAUAUCAAAACCUUUGAUGGACAACAGUAUUUGUUUGAUGGGGACUGUGAGUACACUCUAGUGACGGAUGCUUGUGGCUUGAACACUUCAAUGGCAUCAUUUCAAAUAGUGACAGAGAAUGUCAUCUGUGGAACUACAGGAGAGACCUGUUCUCGGACCAUCACUGUCACCAUCGGGAAUACAGAGCUGAAGUUGUUCGAUGAAAAGUACACUAUUUCCCAGUAUACACCCAGCCUGGAUAUGAGAGUACAGAACAACACCCUCUUCACCUUGUUUGAGUUCACAAUCCCUGAUAAGUUCUACAUCUCGCUCCUCUGGAACAAGAAUAUGAAUUUGAUUAUCAAGAUUUUAAAGCUGGGCAAGGAAUCAGUAUGCGGCCUUUGUGGUAACUACAAUGGAAACAUGAAGGAUGACUUUGAAACCAGGAGCAAGUAUGUGUCCUCUACUCAGCUUGAGUUCAUCAACUCAUGGAAAGACAGGCCAACAUGCAUGGAUGUCACCUCUUUUGCAGAUACAUGUGCACAACAUCCACAUCGGCUGAAAUGGGCUCAGGAUAAAUGUAGUGUGAUUAAAUCGCAUGUCUUUAAGUUAUGCCAUAACCUGGUAAGAGUCAAGGUGUAG
This is a messenger RNA of Pseudophryne corroboree (corroboree frog), 3564 nucleotides long. RefSeq names its product mucin 6, oligomeric mucus/gel-forming (gene MUC6). The record is from RefSeq and is a predicted model, not a curated record. The coding region runs from base 1 to 3564 and encodes 1187 amino acids. NCBI's taxonomy places the organism in Eukaryota, Metazoa, Chordata, Amphibia, Anura, Myobatrachidae. The transcript is spliced from 27 exons. Gene Ontology annotation, molecular function: protein binding. Gene Ontology annotation, cellular component: extracellular matrix.